Messenger RNA from Hippopotamus amphibius kiboko, 2999 nucleotides. It is a transcript of the gene GNA14, whose product is annotated as G protein subunit alpha 14. Gene Ontology annotation, molecular function: G protein-coupled receptor binding; G-protein beta/gamma-subunit complex binding; GTPase activity. NCBI's taxonomy places the organism in Eukaryota, Metazoa, Chordata, Mammalia, Artiodactyla, Hippopotamidae. The coding region runs from base 950 to 2062 and encodes 370 amino acids. Gene Ontology annotation, cellular component: heterotrimeric G-protein complex. The record is from RefSeq and is a predicted model, not a curated record. Gene Ontology annotation, biological process: phospholipase C-activating dopamine receptor signaling pathway; adenylate cyclase-modulating G protein-coupled receptor signaling pathway; action potential. The transcript has 8 exons.
GGUGUGAGAGCGUCAACUGCAGGUUGGCAGGGCUCAACCUCGCCCCGCGCGCGCGGCGGCCCGCGGCGGAGGCUGGGCUGGGCUCCUCUUGCCGGUGGGAGGAGUUGAGGCUGGGAGUUGGCGAGCCUCCCUCACCUGUCCGAACCUGAUCCCGCCGGGGAGCGGGGCCCGAAGGCCUGGGCGCGCUGGUUACCACGGCCUCGGCCCACGGCCUUGCCGGCGCCAGGACGCUUCGGCGAGGCAGGCAGUUGUGGGGGCUGCUCCCCGAGACUCGAGACGCCUGGGCUCCGCGCGCCAGCUCCCUGCUGCUCGCCCCUUUCGCCCCCAGGCGCCGUAGGCUUGGCGUGCCCCGAAGGCCAGGUCUGGCGGACGCCAGGGCUGCGGGUUCGAGACGCUCCGCCUCCUUCUGCCACUUAGGACCACAAGCGCCCCCCCGGGAGCUUUUCCAUUUGGUCUUAGGCUGCGGUCACUGCUGAGGGUUUUAGAACUUUGCAAGUAAGGACCUUUGCCUCCAACGCACGCCUUUCCUGCCGCCUGCCUGGGACACCCCGAGGCCCGGGAGAUCUCGCUCCUCGCCUCCCCCGGCACUGACGCCCCAACUUUUCACCAGCGGUCUGCGCUUCCUGACUGAGUGUCGAGCUCCUUUGCCAAAGGGCGCGCUGAUCUUCCGGGGGCCCGCCAAGCUCUCUCCCCGAGCGAGCGUGGGGCUGGGUGAGCCCAGAUCUGCCGUGCACUUGAGCGUUCCCUGAGCUCCGGAUUCGCUCCCGACCCGGAGCCGGCCUCCGAGGACGGAUUGAGCCCUGGUGGUCCCGGCCUUUUACUCCGAAACUCGAGUCGGUCCCCGUCUUUUCUCUCCGAACUUGGGUGCCGUCGCAGAUCGGCCGGGCAAGCGGCCGGCGGAGCAUCCGGACGCUCGCAAGCGCGGCGCCCGUCGGGGGCUGCGCACACCAUGGCCGGCUGCUGCUGCCUGUCCGCAGAGGAGAAGGAGUCGCAGCGCAUCAGCGCCGAGAUCGAGCGGCAGCUUCGCCGGGACAAGAAGGACGCGCGCCGCGAGUUCAAGCUGCUGCUGCUGGGAUUCCUUUCAUUCAUCCUGAUGGGAGGCCAUCUGACAGAUGAAGGAACUGGUGAAAGUGGCAAAAGCACCUUUAUCAAGCAAAUGAGAAUCAUCCAUGGGUCUGGAUACAGCGAUGAAGACAGAAAGGGGUUCACGAAGCUGGUUUACCAAAACAUAUUCACUGCCAUGCAAGCCAUGAUCAGAGCCAUGGAUACCCUGAGGAUACAGUACGUGUGUGAGCAGAAUAAGGAAAAUGCCCAGCUGAUCAGAGAGGUGGAAGUAGACAAGGUCUCUGCACUCUCCGGGGACCAGGUGGAGGCCAUCAAGCAGCUCUGGCAGGACCCGGGAAUCCAGGAGUGUUAUGACAGGAGGAGGGAAUACCAGCUGUCAGACUCUGCCAAAUAUUACCUGACUGACAUUGACCGGAUCGCCAUGCCAUCGUUCGUGCCAACGCAGCAGGAUGUGCUUCGCGUCCGAGUGCCCACAACAGGCAUCAUUGAGUAUCCAUUUGACUUGGAAAACAUCAUCUUUCGGAUGGUGGAUGUUGGUGGCCAGAGAUCUGAAAGACGGAAAUGGAUUCACUGCUUUGAGAGUGUCACCUCCAUCAUUUUUUUGGUUGCUCUCAGUGAAUAUGACCAGGUCCUGGCUGAGUGUGACAAUGAGAACCGCAUGGAAGAGAGCAAAGCCUUAUUUAAAACCAUCAUCACCUACCCCUGGUUUCUGAACUCAUCAGUGAUUUUGUUCUUAAACAAGAAGGAUCUUUUGGAAGAGAAAAUCAUGUACUCUCAUCUGAUUAGCUAUUUUCCAGAAUAUACCGGACCAAAGCAAGAUGUCAAAGCUGCCAGAGACUUUAUCCUGAAACUCUAUCAAGAUCAGAAUCCUGACAAAGAGAAAGUCAUCUAUUCCCACUUCACGUGUGCUACAGACACAGAGAAUAUCCGCUUUGUGUUUGCUGCUGUGAAAGACACAAUUCUACAACUAAACUUAAGAGAAUUCAACCUAGUUUAAAAGCUGCUGCCCACUUCUCACCCAGGCCAGAAAACCAGUUUUGCAAGCUCCUUGUGUUUUAUUUGCAAGUGCUUCUGACAGCACCGGCCCAGCCCACUAGGUGGCACCAAGUCCAUCAUGCAGGCCACAGGGACAGGGAUGGGUGAUGGAGCUUGUAAGAUAUUUGAGUUUAGCAACACUUUUUCAAAGUCUUUAUUCCCAAAUUGUUUUUACAUUUCUUUUCUUGACUUUAGGCUGUAGGAUUUUGUGUAAUUUUUGAAUUUGAUAUUUUAUAGAAUUUUAAAAAGCCACUGUGAUUUAUGAUUUUUUUUAAAUUGAAAUGUGUGUAAUAAUAGCCAUUAAAAAAAUCACAUAACAGAGGAGCCUAUCACUUUAAAGGUAAUGCUUUGAGACCUCUAGGAUUAUCUUUUUUUUUUAAAUUAAAUCUUAUAAUGGAGUGUUUUUCUCUCUUCAUGCUGAAGUAUGCUUUUAACAUGCAACCAAAGAUUUUUUUUAAAAAAACAGUUGGUUCUUCUUUGUGUUACCUUUCUAAGUCAAAUUAAUGACAGUAUCAGUACCUCUAAUUUAGUUUUGCCACAAUUUGAAACCAAAUUCACUAUGAAACCAAAGUAGACAAAAGAUAAAUGGGCUCUAAAUAGUAUAUAUGUUGUAUUGGUGAAAAAUGUAUGUUUAUAUCUAUAUAUUCCAAUGUAGACAACCAGGUCUUAAAAACUUAUGAAAUGGCUAAAAGCCCAAAUUGUUUAACAAAUGUAAAGUAACCCCUGCCAAAGUUCUGAUCGCUACCACAGAUUUGCUGUCUGAACCGUGUAUGCUGUGCCUUUCUGAGAAGGCUAAGAAUAUACCACUUUCCAUUAGCAUUGGAUUAUGCUGUGCUUCUUUGAGUUCAUGGCUGAUUGAUAGUUCUGCUCCUAAAAAUAAAAACGCUGUGGCUUUAACA